CAUAAUCACAUUGUCUUGCCUGCUUUUGGGUCUACCCUUCCCAUUUCAACUCUUCUUUUGGUUAGUGUUUGGUGAGCAUAAAAUGGCUCAGGGAAGAGGCAGUGCAAGGCGGUCAGCGGUCGGUGCUGUGGCCGUGCUACUCUGCCUACUUGUGCACUGCGAGAUCGCUCAUGCGGCAGUGUAUAAUGUCGGAGAUAACGGCGGGUGGACCUUUAAUGUUGUGAAUUGGCCCAAAGGAAAGCGUUUUAGGGCGGGAGAUGUGCUCGUUUUCAAGUAUGACUCAACGAGCCACAACGUGGUCUCGGUGAACAGCAACGGUUACAAUGGCUGCACGACUCCGAGGGGUGCUAAGGUGUACAAGACCGGGAACGAUCGGAUCACGCUGGCCAAGGGACAGAACUUCUUUAUCUGCAAUUUUGUGGGACACUGUCAGGGAGGGAUGAAGAUCGCAGUUACUGCAGCGUAAUUAGGCUUUCGUCUUGCAUAAAUGAUACAUAUAUAGUUACUAAUAGAUAAUCACUAUGUAAUGUGUUUCUUAAGGCUGAUCUUCAUGUCACUGGAUUGGCUACUAAAUAAGAGAAACGGUGUGUAAUCAACCUUGUCCAA
Magnolia sinica is the source of this 606-nucleotide messenger RNA. RefSeq names its product basic blue protein. The coding region runs from base 83 to 466 and encodes 127 amino acids. The transcript has 2 exons. Gene Ontology annotation, molecular function: electron transfer activity. Lineage: Eukaryota; Viridiplantae; Streptophyta; Magnoliopsida; Magnoliales; Magnoliaceae. Gene Ontology annotation, cellular component: plasma membrane. The record is from RefSeq and is a predicted model, not a curated record.